GUAAGUUAGCUAAUCAUGGCGUGGUUUAAUAAAUGAAACAUUCAUAGAUGGUGUAGAUAAGUUUACUAUACGAAAUUGUAUUCUCAAUCAAAAUCUAACCCAGUGAACGUUAUAGAUUUUUAAAUAAAAAAAAAUGAGUCUACCAAAAGCAGACAAGAAUUAAACUUCGUCGUUAACGAAGUUAAACUUCGUGUGUGCUAUGUUUGCAUAUAACCUCUAAUUAUUGAAAGAGAAAAUGUCAACAAGGAAUGAAAAACUGAAAGAUCAAAUAAUCAUAAGUGAUUUUGAAGCAUCUUUAAAUUAAAAAGGAUUAUUAAUUAUACGCAAGAUAAAAAAAUGAGAAAAUAUUAUCAAGCUGCAUUAGCUAUAGUAGCUGUUGUAAGUUUAAUAUCAUUAUUGUUCUAUAGACAUGAAUAUAAUAAGUUAAGAUAUGUCUUAGAAGUUUUUAACUAUUUUGGUAAACCAGAUCAAAAACAAAUCAGCACAAAUUGCAUAAACAAUAAUGUAUCAUUUAUAGAACAUAAUAUAAAAUUAGAUGAACCUCUUUCAUCUUGGCAAAGAUUAAAUGAUGAUUUAUAUGUAUAUUCUGCAUACAAUUUAAGAAAUAAUAAAAUUCAUGCGAUAAGUUUUGGUAAAAAAAAUGCUAUAUCAAAUUUACAAUGUAUAAUAUAUUUUGAAGAUGAAAUAAAACCUUUUGUAGGAAAUUAUAAGUACAUUGUAAUCAGUAAUACUCCAUAUUUUGCAAAUGAAGAAGAAAAAGCAGGAUAUAAUGGAUAUUACUUAAUUUGUGUCUAUACAGGAAAUAAACUACCUAUUGGGGUGUCAUUUUUUACAGAAUUUGAUAAAGAUACUACUAAUGCUCCUAUCUUGUCUGUUGUGACACAACCACAAAAUUUAAAUAACAGUGGUAUAACAGUUUGUAUAAUACCACCAUUAUCGAAACCUAUGCAUGAAAUUGAUAUGAUUACUUUUUUAAGUUUUCAUGAAUUAAUAGGUAUAAAUAAUUUUAUAGCAUAUGAUUUUGGUAUUGCAAAUAUGUUAAACAAUCGUUUAAAAGAAUUAUCUAUAAGAAAUGUUCUACAAUCAAACUUUACAUAUACAACAGUACCAUGGAAUUUUCCUUUUAGCAAACUUGAUAUUAAUAUUAUGAGAGAUAUCAUAGAAGCAGAUUGUUUGCAUCGAACAUAUAAUAAAAUUAUGUAUAUUGUUACUUUAUCCUGGCAAGAAUAUAUAGCAUUAAAUUACCAUCAUUCAGUUGUAAACUUAUUAGCUGAUUAUAGAUCAUCCAAAUUAUUAGCAGAUCGUUAUAAAUUAAAUAGUUUGACAUUUUGUACAAAAGAACUAGAUAAUACUCUCUCUACAAACAUUACAUUAAUCAUGUAUAGAAAAAUACAAUUUGAUACAGAUCUUACUGACCAUUAUUCUAUUUUCAUAUCAAAGCCACACGAGGUAUUAUCAAAAAAUAAUGUCUACACUCAAAAAAUGACUAAAGACUUGAUCAUUGUUCAUAAUUAUAAAACUUGUAGUGAUGUUAAAAAAACCCAAAAAGUUAAUAUUUUUAAUACUUCUAUUCCAAGAUUUUCAAAGGAUAUAAAAAACUCGCCAAUUUUUACAAGAUUUAUCAACCAUUAGAGGGAUAACAAAAUAAAUUUUUUUGAUAGUCAUCGGUUUUUUGCUCGUAUAUUUUUGUAUUCAAUCAAUUUUUUUUUAUUAAAUUUGUAGUAACUCUAUUGCCAAUAAAAAUGCACAUUUAGUUAUUAAAUAAUUUUUUGCUAAAAAUAAAUUAUGAUUGACUUAUACUAAUAUCUUAAUAAUAUUAUUAAUUACUUUGAUAUUGCUAUAUUAAUUAAGAACAU
Vespula vulgaris is the source of this 1856-nucleotide messenger RNA. RefSeq lists its product as uncharacterized. The transcript is spliced from 3 exons. Lineage: Eukaryota; Metazoa; Arthropoda; Insecta; Hymenoptera; Vespidae. The record is from RefSeq and is a predicted model, not a curated record. The coding region runs from base 337 to 1632 and encodes 431 amino acids.